Molecule: messenger RNA, 2907 nt
Organism: Solea solea (common sole)
Lineage: Eukaryota; Metazoa; Chordata; Actinopteri; Pleuronectiformes; Soleidae
Gene: tmem169b
Product: transmembrane protein 169b
Exons: 3
Coding region: 295-1203 (302 amino acids)
Source: RefSeq, a predicted model, not a curated record
AUCCAUCUUCUCUUUUUAUAUUACGCAUUAUUUCUCUGGAUUAAAAAAGGCUCGAUCCGCCUGUGAUCGGAGCAGUGUUUGUGUCAUUGUGUGUGCAAAGUGAUGGGAGCUCGACGCUUGUCGGUGCUCUGUCAUGCAGAAAAUAGCUGGAAGUCUUCAUCAGACUGGAAUCAACCUCCUGAACACAAUGGGUGACAUUGUUUGUGCCACUCCAGAUGUCACUAGUCUCUAGAUGAAAAAACACAAAGAGUCAAAAACAGCACAAGAGUCAAAAACAGUUUACUGGAUCAGGUGAUGGCACAGGUAGAGGAAUCGCAAACUGAAGGAGAGGGCAGCCCUCAGACGAUCUCCCGAAGAUCAGACGUGUCAGGGAAUCAUGUAGACGAUGGAGAAGUGGCACCCUCUAUAAGGAGGAAGAGGAGGAAGAAGAAAGACUUGCGUCCAGAGUCCAUCAUUGUCUACCGCUCUGAUGCGGAGCGAGGGCCCGGAGAGGACCAAAGCGGCGAGGAGGGAGCAGAGAGGAGCACUGAGGAAGGAGCUAAGUUCCUUUGCACGCCCACAAGCGACGGUGGUGGAUGGAACCUUCCUCCAGACAGCCGUUAUGUGACCUUGACAGGCACCAUCACCCGGGGCAAGAAGAAAGGUCAGGUGGUUGACAUACAUGUCACUCUGACAGAGAAAGAAAUCAGGGACUUGGCCAGGUCAAAAGAGCGUCUCGAUGCAGAGUGUGAAGCAGGAGAAGGCUCUAAAUGCACCUGCGGCUUAGGUGUGGGCGAGGGACCCCACAUUGUGCUGUGGAGCAUCUCCUGUGCCCCUUUGGUUUUUCUCCUCUCCUUCAUCACUUCCUUCUACUAUGGCACCCUUACCUGGUACAAUGUCUUUCUGGUGUAUAAUGAGGAACGGACGUUCUGGCACAAGAUUACAAUAUGCCCCUUCCUCAUCAUCUUCUACCCGAUGCUCAUCAUGCCCAUGGCGCUGUCUCUUGCUCUGUACUCGGCUGUGGUGCAGGUGUCCUGGGCUUUUAGUGAGUGGUGGCAGGUAGUUCGAGAUCUGGAGAAAGGCUUCUGUGGCUGGGCCUGUGGGAAGCUGGGACUGGAGGAUUGUUCGCCCUAUAGCAUAGUGGAGCUGCUCGACUCUGACACUGUUUCUGGGACACUUCAGAGCAAGGCUCACAGUGAACUCGCUCAGACAUCAUCAGUGUGAAGCAGGCUGAUGCCGAGGGCCAAGGCACAUAUUGGGCGUUGCUUCAAAGUGCUUUAAAUAAUUAAACUGAAUUUCAACAUGCAAGUUUGGUUCAGUAAUAGAUGCCACACAAGUGCCAGGACAUUCAUGUUAAUCGCAAAUAACGAUUAAAGACUAAAGGUUAACAGAUAGAUGAAAGUGGUAUCUUAAGCUUACGGAAAUUUUACUCUAAGCUCCCACAGACACACAUUUCUUGUUAUAAAAAAAGGAAAACGGGAAAUCAUAGAGGAGCUACUCCCUCUGUACUGCCUGAACUGUCCUAAAGAGAUACUACUACUACUGGGAGGUCUUUUUUUCUACUUCCAGGUUGAUAAGGUCAUCACAGCUCGCCUUAGAUGACCAAACAGCCGAGUCAAAACAAUUUGUUUAUAAAUAUAAAUCAUGAUUCAUACAGUGUUCAUUAACUGUCUGUGGAAACUCACGUUCUACUUCAUCUGUAAAUAUCUGUAUUUAAAUGUAUGUAGACACUGUGCACUGACAUCAAAAAACAUAUUAACCAAUGUCUUUCAUGCAAAGUUAUUGCGAUCGAUUCAUGAACUUAUGGCUGUAUAGCAAAUCUGACGAGCCACACAGUUUAUUUUCCUAUCGUCAACAAAAUCCACCCGAAGACUGAAGGUGUAAAACUUUCUUAAUGGGUAAUAAACAUUAGUGUAGGUCUUCCCUUAAUAGCUGGACACGUAAAUUAUCAUGACAUGUUUCAAGAGCUCAGUUUCAUAUUAAUAAUGUACAUUUCGCACUUUAGUGAUUUUCUUUUUUCAGAAACAGAGCUGUAACUGUAUGAAGUGAAGAAACAUGUCAGAGGAUUGAACUAUAUAUUAGUCUUGAUUGUUAGUGUCACUCUUUUUUUGUCUUUUUUUGGAUUUUGUCUUUUCAGAUGUUUGUUGACAAUAAGAAAAUAUAUAGAAUAGUUCCUAUUCUGUAUGAUAUCAUGUUUACAUGGUUCAUCCUCAAGUUCUUUGUGUUUCAUCUAAAACAGGGACCAGGAAGUAUUCUAACAUGUGAGUACUUGUUGGUUUUUGGGCCUUUAGGCUAAUUAUAAAUAAACUGCCAUGUCUCCGGUGCUAUGUGCUCUGUACUUGAUGGAGAACUUAAAAUUGAGUGCUUAAGGCACAGAGACUGGGAGGGAUGGAGGAAGCCAUAGUCAGCACAGUCUGACAAGACAACCACUUCUUUCAUGAGUUUAUCUUUUCUCAAAGUCAUCAAAUCAAAACAUAUGUUUGUGAUAUUAAACUAUUUGUGUUGUCUUCACAAUUUCGGAUCACACAGGUAAACUGAAGUUGUCUGUCUUUUCUACCUGAAAGUUCCUGUUACAUUUUUUGAUAAAGUCAAUAUUUUGAAUGUUGCUUUAAUUUAUUUUAAAUAUUUAAGUCUAGUUUCGGAAAUUCUUGUAGCAGUAGUUUUAUACCCUGGCACUUUGAAAUAAAAGUGUUACAGACAGUUAUUAUUGACUGACUGGUAAACACAGCAAAUUGAAUUAGAUGGUUUAAAUAUAUGUUGAUCUGGAUGUUAAUGGUUUGACCUGGUGGGGUGAAAGAUUUACAUUUACUUAUUUAUAGGUAAAAAAAAUUAAUCAGUGGUUGUGGUUUGUCUUCCACAUUGCAUGUCGUGAAUCCACAUGGUGCAGAGUAUGGAAUCACACCAAUGAAAUAAAGUGUUGAACAAUUA